This is a messenger RNA of Cercocebus atys (sooty mangabey), 5602 nucleotides long. RefSeq names its product transmembrane protein 229B (gene TMEM229B). Lineage: Eukaryota; Metazoa; Chordata; Mammalia; Primates; Cercopithecidae. The transcript has 4 exons. The record is from RefSeq and is a predicted model, not a curated record. Bases 2485 to 2988 code for a protein of 167 amino acids.
CCAUUCCAACAAGAAUCUCAGGAUUGGCUCUGACUGGAGCAUGUAUCCAUCCCUGAACCAAUCACAGAACCAGGGGAAUGUGGUGCUGUGAUUGGCCAGGCUGGGGCCUGAUGCUCACCCCAACAGGCAGGGUAUUGACAGCAUCCAAAGCACACUGACCCCCCAGUGUUGGAAAUAAAGCUCAGUGUAGCAAAGUGAAACCAGCACUCAGGCAAAAAAAAUUUUCUCAGCAAGGCAAUUUACUUCUGCAGAAGGGUGCUGCCUUUGUCAGUUACAAUCACAGGCGCACACCGAACAAAGGAGAGCAGGGGUUUUUAUCCCUAACGCAGACCCUGUUCCUGUGUCCUCCCCGUGUUGGCUGGGGUUGGACCGCACAAUCUAAACUAAUUCCGAUAGGCUACUGUUGACAUCAUCAAAGGAGGCAAGGGUGGGCACUUGAAGGGAAAGACGAGUACAUAGGUGAUGGGACAUGCUUGGGUGUGUUUGGGUGCAACAAAGAUGGGGAAGGCUGAUAGAUGGAUGGGUAAGAUUACUUUCAGAAUAGAACAAAGAACCAGGUACUGAAACCUUUGAAGAGAAACUGCCUAACACCAGCUACUCUGGCCUUGCUGUUUCUCAAACUUUGUCUAACUUUCUCCUACUUCAGGGUAUUUUCACUAACUGUCCUCUCUGCCUGGAAUGCUUUUCCCAAAGUUCUUUGCAUGGCUUCUUCUCAUCUUUCUGACCUAUGCCCAAAUGCUACCUCCUUAACAUUUAAGACUCACCCUCCAGCAUCUGGUUUCUUUCUUUCCCCUACCUGGCCUUCCCCAUCUUCAUGGCAUAAUAUUAGAAAUUAUAGUAUGUUUGGGACUGCUUAGUUAUUGUUGAUCUCCCACCUGCCUGUGAGCUCCAAGGGGGCAGGACCAUUGUCUUGUUCACACAUGGUACAGUAUGAGUACCAUGUGUGAACUCAUACUGUACCAUGUGUGAACAGUAUUGAGACCCUUCACUGGGUCUCAAUAAAUAUUUGUUGACUACUGGAAUACAACACCUUGAAUAAACAAACCAGUUACACAGGACUUCUUGUACUAAGUUCCUUGGUUGCUUAGAAAUCUCUGGGUGGCUUGGUUGUACAGGCUGUGAAAAGCAGAGUCCUAGUGUCACACCAUAGGAGCAGUCCAGGCUUGUCUUCUGAAAGCCCUGCUGGGCUUCUUUCUGCAUCCCUGGUGAGGCAACAAAGGGGCAGGGUCCUCGUCGCUUCUGAAGGUGCAGUGUGGUGGAGUAACCUCCAGGACACCCUCAGGACAUGGGCAGUAAUGGGGAGAACCCAGAUAAAAUCCUGGUCACUUUGCCAGUGAGUCUGUGAGGCCACUGCCUCUUUUUUCUGGCUGACAGGAGAGGGCUUCCUGGUCUUACGUGCAGAGUAUUCUAGGGCCUCUCAGCCACUGCCUGAUGGGAUCUGCAUAGGGGAUUAUUGAUGAAGGCAAGGUGAGGCAGCUCUUUACAGUAACACACGCCUUGCUCUGGGACGGCGGCCAGGCAGCUAAUUAGAGAGCCCAGCAGCUGUCCAGCCUUUCAGGCAGCGAGCAGCAGCUACUGAGUGCCGGAGGUGGGAAUGGGAGGAAAGGGACAUGGGACCAGAGACCACCCUCCAAGGUGGUGGAGUUGGGUGGUCAGGGUUUGCUCAGAGGGGGAUUUUGAGAGGGGCAUGUGAGAUAGAGUGGGCUACAUAGGGAGAAGGAAGGGGGAGAGGAGAGGGACAAGACAGGUGGUCUCCAAGUGAGACAGAAGAGAUGUCAGGCAGACAAUGCAGCUUCCAAGCUCAGAGCAAGGGGCACAGAGGGGAAGGACAGGGCCUGGUGGGGUUGGGGCCUGGCUCCCAUCUCCCAUUUUGUUAUUCAUAAUAAGCACCUUUGAUAACACCCGAGUUUGUGCUAAUGAAGUUACUGGGGAAGUGGUGGGGUGGUGGAGGGGCUAUACAGCCUCAGGAUGGAGCCAGUCACCAGAAAGACCAAAUGCUUAGAGGAUUGAGGAUUAGAACAUUUGACCCCACCAUCCAACCUCCAAGAAAGGUGUGGGAGGGUGGAGAUCAAGCUACAUAAAAACUCCUGAGCAAGAUUUGAUAGGUUUCUGGGUGGCUGAACAUGUGGCGGUGCUGGUGGGUGACCGCCAAUACGUCACCCUAUCCAUCUCUGCAUCUGGCUGUUCUUCUGCACCCUUUAUAAUAAAUCAGUAAAGAUGUCCUACAUUGUCUGCCUUCCAUGAGGUUCUGACCGCCCUUGAGAACAGAUGUACCCACUACAGGGUGAAGGGACACAUGGAAGCUGCCAGCCCCCCAGCCAAGGAUCACCUGAGUCCUAGGGCUGAUGCUUGCCUACGUUGCUGAGAAUGGCACUGAGGCCCAGCCAACAAAGGUUAUCCUGGGACACUCCUGGACAAAGAUCCUGAUGUCUGUUGUGAGCUGCACACUCAAGGGUGUGAUAACUGCCAGCCCCAGUCGGCGCCAUGGCCUCUGCGGAGCCCCUGACGGCGCUGUCCCGCUGGUACCUGUACGCCAUCCACGGCUACUUCUGCGAGGUGAUGUUCACGGCGGCCUGGGAGUUCGUGGUGAACUUGAACUGGAAGUUCCCAGGGGUCACGAGCGUGUGGGCCCUCUUCAUCUACGGCACCUCCAUCCUCAUCGUGGAGCGCAUGUACCUGCGGCUGCGCGGCCGCUGCCCGCUGCUCCUGCGCUGCCUCAUCUACACGCUCUGGACCUACCUGUGGGAGUUCACCACCGGCUUCAUCCUGCGCCAGUUCAACGCCUGCCCCUGGGACUACUCCCAGUUCGACUUUGACUUCAUGGGCCUCAUCACCCUGGAGUACGCCGUGCCCUGGUUCUGCGGGGCCCUCAUCAUGGAGCAGUUCAUCAUCCGCAACACCCUCCGCCUCCGCUUCGACAAGGACGCUGAGCCCGGGGAGCCCAGCGGCGCCCUGGCCCUGGCCAAUGGCCAUGUCAAGACUGACUGAGUAGGAAGCGGGUGGGGGGCCUGGGGAUCUCUCAUGCAACUCAAGGACGAAGAGACCAAGCUGGUGAGGUUGCCCCAUCCAUGCAGCAAAAGCCCUGCCCCGGCAAAUCUCAGCCCUGUGGGGCACACAGAGCCUCCUAACCUCCGCGUGGGCCAGUGUUGGGGGGCCGUGGUCAGGUGUUGGGGGAUGGGGUGUGGAGGCAGCAGAGGGACAUUGGGAAGGGUCCAUGGGUCCUGGCCCAGCUCAGAGGUUGGUGCCAGAAGGCCUGUGGCUGAGCAGCGAUAGACUAUGUAGUUGACUUUGGAAGCAGCAGGCCCUGUCCUGGCUAAGGGACAAUGAGAAUGGGGCCACAGGUGGGAGGCAAGGCCUGACCUCCCUCCCUCUGAUCUGGAUUUAGUUAAGCUUUGGCUGGUUCCAUUAGGCAAUAUUCAGGUGCUUGCUUGCAACCAAUACCUCCCCAGGGGCCUGCUGAGCUGCAGCCGAGGAGAGACUGGGCAGCCAGGAGGCUGCGUGGCAGCAACGCUGGUCUGCAAGGGCUGGGAGACCCUCCCUUGGCUCCUCUCCCCUCCCCCAGGGCCCUGCGCUGCUCCCUUGGCCUUCUGGGGCCCCCGUGGUGCUGGAUUCCCACCAACCUUGGGCUUUUGGAGGUUUCAAUCCCCGUGUGUUCGGUGGCGUUUCCCCCUUUUCUGUCUUGUUUUCAAGGCCUUUACCACUAGCAGCUCUUUAUCCAUGUCGGUCACCACACCUGCCCCACCCCAGCUCCCUAGCCAGCACAGGAGCUGCGGGAGAUGGAGCCCUGAGACACCCCCAACCCCCACCCCCUUACAGCCCUUCCCUCCACUGUUCCCGCUGGCCUGAUGCCUGAGGAGUUCCUGAGUUACACCUCCCUACCCCCGGUCUAGUGGGCUGUGGCAGUGCUCCCUUCUCAGUGGCUUAGCUGAGAACAAAUGAUGCCCUCCAAUGCACAGGCAGGCUGGGAUAGGCGCUGUGGAUCCCCAAUGGUGACCUAGAGGUGAGUCAGUUUGGUGGGGAAAAGGCAGAGUUCUAGGUUGUCUAUUCCCUGCCUGGUUUAUUUUCAAGCCAAAACUGAGCAGUUUAGCUUUCUAUGGGAUGGAGAAGCCAGGUAUCCAGCCUUGGAGACCGAUGGAGAAUGAGAGGAAGAAAGAGAGGAGGACCUUGCAGCUGUAGAAGGCUCCUUGGAGCCUCCUUUGUGGGAGGGUAUCAGUUCUGGUUCUGCCAUAGCCCCAGCCCUGUAGCAGAACCUCAGGGCUGCCCCUCUCCCCAAACUCCUCCCAGCAAGGCUGACCCUUUGAGCUUACUCCUUAAACAGUAUUAACCCUGCCACACUCAUGGGCAUUGGCACCUUGAUUCCCCUGCCCCACUUUGCCCUGUGACAGGUCCAUUGCUGGCAGUGGACAGGUGAAAUACCUACUCCAGCCUCCUGGCUCUCUCACUCCUCAAGGGAAAGGGUCUGUUAGAAAGUGCCCCAUCCCAUGGUACAUGGUCUCUUCUUGAGCACAGUAGGACUCUUAGGUAGAAAUUAGCCUUCCCCUUUUUAUGGAUCAUUACAAAGUGACGGUAUCACCUGUGGAGAGAAUGUCCUCUUCCCUGCUGGCUGCUCUGCCUGUACUGUGCCGAUAGCACAACCCAGGGUGCAGGGUGUGGUGGGGUGGGCCACAGUUGUGUUCUAGUUCUGAAGAAAAGCUUGCAGACUCUGCCUUUGGCAGGAUUUUCUGCAGUUAGCCCUGUCCAGAGCAGAACGAAGGGUAUUUCCUAGCCUAUUUAUUGGGCAGGCUCCUCAAAUCCAGGGAUGAACUACUUUCUGCAGGGGCCAGCCCUCCUUUUGAUUUUAUUGUGGCCCCAACUCCAGGGCUUUGGGGGUUACAGAGAAUCAGGCUUCUGGUGGGAGUAGAUUGUUUUCCAUCUAUAGAUGGAGAAAAUUCCAGGAGGAGAAUAUUGUCUGGCUUCUCCGUUCUCUCCGAGCAAUUGUUUCCUUGGUUCUCUCCCCAACUCCAUGUUGUCUUAGUCUCCUAGCACCCCUUCAGGCCUUCCAUGUGGGCCCCUAGACCACACUACCCACCUUCACACUCGCAUUCUACAACUGAGUCCAGUGGCCAGCUUGUUGAUGCCUCCAUAAUUCUCAGCCAGAGCAAGUCCUUGGUUGGCCCACCAGGUCUUGCUGCUCCAGACGUUGCCUUGUGGGCAUUCCCUGGCACCAUUUACUCUCUGGGUCCUAUAAAUUCCCAAGUGCAGGAGGUCCUGGGGGUAUGCCUCUGUGCCUGGCAACAUCCAGCAUUGUGUUUCUGCUCCAUCUAGGUGUCCCAUUUCUCCAAUUGCCCUUCAUAAGGCAUCAAACCUCCAACAAAGGAAGGCAACAACCCAUGGCGUGACCACGGGAUCUACAGGUUCAGAUCUCACUAGGAAUAGCCCAGACUUCAACUCUUGCUUUUUGGGUAUCAGGUCCCCAAUCCCUUAGUGCCCAGGGACUCAAAGUUUGGAAUAAACCCAGCCCUACCAAGCAUUAAGGGUACUGGUGAGGGCCGGGUGCGAUGGCUCAAGCCUGUAAUCCCAGCACUUUGGGAGGCCGAGACGGGCGGAUCACGAGGUCAGGAAA